Messenger RNA from Fundulus heteroclitus (mummichog), 1054 nucleotides. RefSeq lists its product as uncharacterized. The record is from RefSeq and is a predicted model, not a curated record. Lineage: Eukaryota; Metazoa; Chordata; Actinopteri; Cyprinodontiformes; Fundulidae. The transcript has 4 exons. The coding region runs from base 23 to 1054 and encodes 343 amino acids.
UUCAGAUGAAAAAAGAUCCAUAAUGGCAGAGAAUCUGUCAGAAAUUGUGACUUUCCUGAGAGGUCGAGGUACAUCUGAAGAAACAAUCAGUUGGAUUCAAGAGCAAAAGAUUGACAGAGAGGUCAUCCUGCUAAUGGAAGAUGCCCAGCUAGCAAACUAUCUUCCAUCAUAUGGAGACAGGAUUGCUUUGUUCAACUUUUGCAAGCGUCAAACACACUCAGCAAAGCGGAAGCAGGGACUUUUUGAAAAGCUAAGGGAGAAGCUCAAGCUUAGAAAGGAAAACCAAACUGGAGAGGAGGAGCCAGGAACCUCCAACAAAACCAAAAAAGCUAGAGCAAAAACAGCAACAAGAAAUAUUGAAAUAGGAUGGGUUCACACUGAUGGCAAAAUAACAAAACAAGUCAGAGCAAAGCAAGGUGGGGGCACAAGGAAGAUUCCUAUAAACAUUCAGGCAGGAUGUGAUGAGAUACUAAAACAAGGAAAGUCCCUAUUCUUUCCAGAUGGAAAAUCCAGCAAAGGUCACGAAUGUGAUUUUGAAUUUGAUGUUUGGGAUUUCAAGCAAAAUCCUUUUCCCAAGGAUGUCACAGUUGAAAUGUUAUACAACACAGUUAAACUCCCACUUCUGCGCUUCUAUAUAUCAACUCAACUAAAAUCAGAGUUAAGUGAAGAGUCUGAUGAUAACAACCACACCUGUGUCAAAUGUGUUCCUCAGCCUGAUGUACCAGAUAACGAGGCCCUUGAUGAACCAUCGGUGGACAGACAUUGUUGGCAGGAUUUAACAGAUGAGGUUCAUGUCUCCAUUCCAGAUGUGUUUAUUGUUUCUGAAGAAGUCCUCACAGAUUCUACAGUAACGAGAGAAUGCUCUGCAAGCUCAAGUCAAGAAACAAGAACAGUUGUCAUCAGUGAUCCCAUAACUUUUUACAGUGGCAAGAAUUAUGUUAUUGAGGAUGACGCUGACCCUGAAAUCACUUUUGGUGCACAAGCAGGGAAUGAUGACUCCCUCAGUGACACAUUGAUCUAUGAGCCUCUUGAGUUACCUCAAAAAACUGAGUGA